Messenger RNA from Tachyglossus aculeatus (Australian echidna), 1714 nucleotides. It is a transcript of the gene SIAH1, whose product is annotated as siah E3 ubiquitin protein ligase 1. Gene Ontology annotation, molecular function: zinc ion binding; ubiquitin conjugating enzyme binding; ubiquitin protein ligase activity. The record is from RefSeq and is a predicted model, not a curated record. Gene Ontology annotation, cellular component: cytoplasm. NCBI's taxonomy places the organism in Eukaryota, Metazoa, Chordata, Mammalia, Monotremata, Tachyglossidae. Gene Ontology annotation, biological process: proteasome-mediated ubiquitin-dependent protein catabolic process; multicellular organism development. The coding region runs from base 94 to 1035 and encodes 313 amino acids. The transcript is spliced from 2 exons.
CCCGGGGGACAGCCCCGUCCGGUCGCCACUUGGGCGAGCAGGCCCCCCUCCCCCCGGCUCCGGGCCGAAACGCGAUGAGCCGCCGGACUCCUCAUGACGGGGAAACCUGCGCUCCACUGCCUGUACUCGUGGAAGGGAGUCCUGCUUACAUGUCUGCCGGCCGCUAGGACCAGGAAGAGGAAAGAAAUGAGCCGUCAGACCGCCACAGCACUACCCACCGGUACUUCCAAGUGUACGCCGUCGCAGCGGGUGCCCGCCCUGACCGGCACAACAGCUUCCAACAAUGACUUGGCGAGUCUCUUCGAGUGCCCCGUCUGCUUUGACUAUGUGUUGCCCCCCAUCCUCCAGUGUCAGAGCGGCCACCUUGUCUGUAGCAACUGUCGUCCGAAGCUCACAUGCUGCCCGACUUGCCGAGGCCCGCUGGGGUCCAUCCGCAACCUGGCCAUGGAGAAAGUUGCCAACUCCGUACUGUUCCCGUGUAAAUAUGCCUCUUCCGGGUGUGAGAUAACUCUUCCGCACACAGAGAAAGCAGACCACGAAGAGCUCUGUGAGUUUAGGCCUUAUUCCUGUCCGUGUCCCGGUGCUUCGUGUAAAUGGCAGGGGUCUCUGGAUGCUGUCAUGCCGCAUCUGAUGCAUCAGCAUAAGUCCAUCACGACGUUACAGGGAGAGGAUAUAGUUUUUCUCGCUACGGACAUUAACCUCCCCGGGGCCGUCGACUGGGUUAUGAUGCAGUCCUGCUUUGGCUUCCACUUCAUGUUAGUCUUGGAGAAGCAGGAGAAGUACGACGGUCACCAGCAGUUCUUCGCCAUUGUUCAGCUGAUAGGAACGCGCAAGCAAGCCGAAAAUUUUGCUUAUCGACUGGAGCUGAACGGCCAUAGGCGGCGAUUGACUUGGGAGGCGACCCCUCGAUCUAUUCACGAGGGAAUUGCAACCGCUAUUAUGAACAGCGACUGUCUAGUUUUUGACACCAGCAUUGCACAGCUUUUUGCGGAAAACGGCAACUUAGGCAUCAAUGUAACUAUCUCGAUGUGCUGAAAUGGCAGUCGGACCCUUUCAGGCCAGUGUUUAAAACCGUCGCAUCUAACGUCACCGAAAAUAGGGUAACCAUCUCUUUGACUGCCAGAUACAAACUGUUUUGGUAGAUGUCAGCUAGACCCGGGAAGGUGAAUACAAGGAAAGGCUGUUAAAAUUACAGGAAAGCAGUUGCAUGUAGUAACACUAAUAUAUUUAAAAAUACGUCAACAGUAAACCACUGAAAAUAUCUAUACACCCAAAAUGGGCAUCUUUUGUAUUAAGGAGAAAGUUAAUUCUACAGGAAAUGUUGUAAAAUAAUUCUAAACUUGUGUUUGUAGAUUGAUUGUACUGUUGAGGAGAAUACUGUUUUUGUGUUUUGGUUUGUGUUUCUCUCUCCCACCCCCCCUUGACUGACAAGCCAUGUUGAGUGGUCUUUGACCGCUGCUUCCCCCCCCCCCCACCCCGCCCUUUGUAAGUCACUACAUAGUAUUGCUGCUGUUUGUGUAUAUUUUUUUGUGUAUUUGCUAAUUUUUAUUAACUUCUAGUUUUUCAUUAAAUAAAUUUGACUUUCUUUUCUGUAAUUCAGGUUUUCCUUUUUUUGUACCUUUUAAAAAUUACAGGUGUCUUAUCUUUUUGAUAUGCAUAAUUGUUUAUGGUAAAGUUUAUACCUAUGUAUGUUUGAUCAUUUUUUUCUCCCCCC